This is a messenger RNA of Mesocricetus auratus (golden hamster), 7708 nucleotides long. It is a transcript of the gene Lrrc19, whose product is annotated as leucine rich repeat containing 19. Gene Ontology annotation, cellular component: plasma membrane. The coding region runs from base 107 to 1219 and encodes 370 amino acids. Gene Ontology annotation, molecular function: protein binding; signaling receptor activity. The record is from RefSeq and is a predicted model, not a curated record. Gene Ontology annotation, biological process: interleukin-8 production; positive regulation of non-canonical NF-kappaB signal transduction. The transcript is spliced from 5 exons. Lineage: Eukaryota; Metazoa; Chordata; Mammalia; Rodentia; Cricetidae.
AUGCAAUCAUCUGACACAGGCUUUCCUGGUGGUGUAGAAGAAUCAGAAUACAUGUCUUGAGCACACCGGUCUCAGAUACAAAAAGGACAAAGCAAAGGUCUUCGAUAUGAAAGUCACAUGCUUCAUGACCUUGUUUUGGCCAUUCUCUAUGCUGCUAUUCUUUGACAAAAGCCAGACCUCUGAGACAGAAGUCAAACGUAAUCUGACGAGAAGGAAUUAUUCCUUGAUUCCAGAUAGUAUCAGUAACAAUGUUACCAUCCUUGAUCUUAGUUAUAACCAGAUCACUCUCAAAGCUUCAGACAUCAUGGUGCUACAGAUGUAUUCUUUACUCACUGAGCUCUACUUGAUGGAGAAUAACAUUACUGUCAUAUAUAAUAAUAGCUUCAGUAAUCUCUCCAACCUACAAAUUUUAAAUAUCUGUGGAAAUGCCAUCAGUAUAAUUGAACAGGACUCAUUUGUUGGCUUAAAUGAAGUAAAAGAGUUAUAUCUUUGCCAAAACAAAAUAUUACACCUGAAUCCCAAUGUAUUUGUGCCUCUAAAUAACCUGAAAGUGCUGAAUCUGCAAGGUAACCUGAUAAGCCACUUCGCUGCACCACAACUAUUUCAUCUGGAGUUACUAACUUUGGAUGGCAAUCCAUGGAACUGCAACUGCAGUCUACUCGAGUUGCAGAACUGGCUGAACAAAUCUCAUGUGACAUUAGAAAAUGAGAACAUCACCAUGUGUAGCUACCCAGAUGACCUAAAGCACUACAGCAUCAAGUCAGCACCUUUUUCAACUGAAUGCCACUCUAAAUUUAUUACCACUAUAAGUGAAGAUCUUUAUGUUGAUUUUCAGUCUAUUAGGAAUUCAACUUCUAAUAGCUCCUUAAACAACUUAACACAGAACUCAGAACAUGAAGCUCUUGGAAAAAGCUGGGCUCUCCUUGUUGGUGUUGUCAUCACUGUACUGCUAACUUCACUGCUCAUCUUUAUUGCUGUCAAGUGUCCAGUAUGGUAUAAUAUUCUGCUUAGUUACAAUCAUCAUCGCCUGGAAGAGCAUGAAGCAGAAAUCUAUGAAAAUGAUCUUACGAGAAACCCAAGUUCUCUUUCACAAAUCACGGAUACAAACUCUGAAGACACCACAGUAAUAUUUGAACAGUUUCAUUCAUUUGUGGUAGAUGAUGAUGGGUUUAUUGAAGACAGAUAUAUAGAUAUAAAUGAGGUACAUGAAGAUAAAUAAUUUUAUCAUGUUGAAAUUUUUGAAAAAUAUUAUCAGUCUACUUAUAGCUUAGACAAAAAGAUUUUUAUUUACAAACAAAACUAUAACCAGCAGAUCUUCAUAUUAACCAGUACCUUAUAUAAAUAUCAUACAAUUAUUUUUUACUGUACGGCACAAUCAAGUCCAAAUCCAAAUGCAGUAAUCCAUAUUCUGGUUAGCUAAAAGUUGAAUAAUUUAUUUAUACCACCAGCAUUUACUAGUAUCAGGAAUAUUCAGGAAAGUACAUGGAUGAAUAUUUACUAACUAAAAUGAAACAAUUCUGGUGUUAGCAAAUACAUGUGCUGCAGGAUCUGAAAUUAUACUAAAAUUUUAAUCAAUAAAGACAUUUAGAAUUAUAUCAUCAAAGUGAGGAACAGUGAGCUCUGACUGCAUAAAUUGUUUUUAUGCUCACAAAUGAAUUCACAGAAUUGGAAAAUAGUUUUUAAUGCUGCCUGAGCCUAAAAAACAAAAUUUCCUUAAAAAUUGGUAGCAAUUUAAAGCAUAGGUACAAUAAUCCCUAAUAAUCACUACUGAUAUUGAGAGCGGUUAUUAGGAAGGGUUACACACACAAUUGCCAUGUUGAAUAUUACAAUGUUUCUCAAAUUGUUUUCUAGACCUAAAGCACUACAGCAUCAAGUCAGCACCUUUUUCAACUGAAUGCCACUCUAAAUUUAUUACCACUAUAAGUGAAGAUCUUUAUGUUGAUUUUCAGUCUAUUAGGAAUUCAACUUCUAAUAGCUCCUUAAACAACUUAACACAGAACUCAGGUAAUGUACUGGUUUUGUAUAUUAUACUAUUGCUGAAGGUGUCAUUUACAUAAAGAGAAAAACGUACCUGGUCAAAUUACCAAAAGAAUCUGAAUUUAAACAAGGUGAACUAAGAUUCUUUCCUUUACUGCUUAUAUAGAUUUUACUAAGCUGAUGUGUUCUCUGACAAUUCAGAGUAAAAUAUUGAGUUCUGAUGAGCAUUUAUAUAGCAUGUGCAAUAACCUGCAUUUUCAUUCCCCCCCACCCACGCACAGAAACUUUAAAAUUUCCUUGAUAACCAAACUCUUUCUUGGAAAUAUAGCUAAUAGGUCACAGCACAUUUCAAACCAAAGAACAUGCCCUGGAAACACUAGCUUUACAUAGGAAGGGUCUAUCUAAAGCAAAAUAUUUACCAAUUCUCUUAUAAUGGCUUGGCUGCAAAUAUAAUGUGAACCACUUACCACUUUAAAUAGUAGAAUUAAAAAUUAGCAAAAUCUGUAUUUUACCAUUCUAUAUGUGGGGAAAACUAAGUGUAUUUACCUGAACAUUUUAGAAAUAAGACUAUCUGUAAAACAUGGAACUUCACUUAUGGAUGAAAUAUGUAACAUAUUUCCUAUGAUUUUCUUCAACCACAUACGUGGAAAGGGACAGUGACUAGAACGGAAGACGGAGCACAGCUGAAAAUGUGCUGACAGGACUUACUUGGAAAUGGAGACAUGGGUAUACAAUGCUCCAAUUCCAACGUUCCAAUUUCUAAUAAACAAAGAGAUUCAAAAGAAUAUACAAGACAGGGCUGGAGAGAUGGCUCAGAGGUUAAGAGCAGUGGUCCUGACUUCAAUUCCCAGCAACCACACGGUGGCUUACAACCACCUAUAAAGAUAUCUGGUGCCCUCUUCUGGUGUGCAGGUAUGCAUGCAGGCAGAAUACAUAAUAAAUAAAUCUUUUUUUUUUUAAAGGAAUGUACGUGAUAACAUCUUACAAAAAGACUAAUAAUGUAGAACUUGUCAUAAUUCCCCAAAAUAAUCCCUUUGGAAAGUUAUAUAAAUAGUGCUGACAAAAUAGCUCAGCAGUUAAAAACUCACACACCAAAGCCUGACAACCUGAGUUAAAUCUCCAGAACCACAUGGUGUAAGGAGGGAAUCAGGUUGUCCUCUGACCUCCAUAUGUACACUAUGGUACGUGUAUGCCAAAACACAUCCAUACAUGCAUACACACACAAUAAAUAGAGUUUAAAAUUUUUAAAGCUUAUGUAAAAACUACAUUCAGUUGGAAUGUCCACAGAUGGAAAAUAAAAUAUAUCCUUUGAACCAAAAGACCAAUUUGUGUUAAUACAUAUUUUCUCAUGUUUACAGUAACUUAAAGAGUAUAAAUAUAUCUAAUCUUAUGAAUUACAAAUUGGUUUAAGUAUCAAUUUUAAAACAUAAUUACGAUAUCUUUCUCUAAAUAACCUAUCAUUCUGCUAAAAUAUCAUUUUCUACGUAGAAGAUUUCAAAAUUAAUCUUUGAGAAAUACUGUAAAAUAAAAUCAUAAAUAAACAAACAUUAGAUUACACCUGACCUCUUAUAUUCAACAGUUUAUUACUGAGUAUUUAGUAAAUAUCUGACUGAGGAGAAAUAAAUGAAUGUAAAAUUAUGACUAAUAUGUUUUUAAAGGAAACUGAUCUUGACCAAUACCAAACUAGCAGGAUAACUCAGUUAAAAUCAUAUAUUUAAUAUGUAAAUAUUGUUACAAUCACAUGCUGAGGUUAUAUCUACAACCAGCUUGUGCUAAACAGGUUUUCCAAAAUAAACAGAGAAUCAAACCAUAUGAAAUGAUGGUAAAAAUGGAAGCUUUUUCCAUAUGCUGUCUUUAUGUUGUCAUUAUGUAUGGUCGUUCUUCUUCAAAAUACAUAGAGUCAAGAUUAAGCAUAGUAACCAAAUACUUUUCAAAGCUUUUACUUUUUAUUUCUAGCAUAAAUACUUUUAAAACAUGUAACUGUAAAAUUGAUAUAUAAAAUUUGGGUAUUAGCAUAAAUUCUGACAUAAUGGAAUGGGGACAAAUGUUUUCAAUUCUUCAAAGUAUUCAGAGUUACAGCUUAUAUGUUUGCAUAUAUGAUUUUCUAAUAUUUAGAAGAGUAUCUUGUAUACAGUAAGUAAAUGGUAUAUGUUUGCUCAAUGGUUUCAAAGCAAGAGGGAAUGGAAGCAAGAAAACUUUUCAAGAAAGAUUUUGGUAUUCUUUGUAUAAGGAAGAGGCUGCCAGUUUCCCUAUAUUUAAGAAAUCUAUGUACAGCAGUAUUAAUGAUCAGUGGGGGAAUGACACUCCUUUGUUUCUAAUCAACAGAGGAAUUACGUAUCUCUACCAAAUAGUUCAUCAUUAUAUGUAAUAACCUAUUCUUCAUACAUGGGAGUGCAUUUGUUGUUAACAAAUUUCAGUAAUUUUGGUUAAAAAUUAUCCUUGCUCUCAAACAGAUUAACAGUAGUAAGCCUCUGGAAUAGAAUGGUACACGCAUGUUUGCACACCAUAGUUCAACUUUUACACUUACCUUACCAUAUGCUGCUGUAUUUAAUAUGGGUCACAACUUAUUUUUAAAAUUAUCUUAAUUCACAUUGUUAUCUUUGUAGGGAUCACUGCUACUUUUAUUAUUAAAGUCAAAGCUAGUUCGUAUUUAGUCUUUAUAAAUAAGUUAUAUAUAAAUACACAUAAGUCUAUAUACAGCAUAGAGAAUAUUAAUAUAAUUAUCAUCAAUGUCAGUAAAAGUACAAAACCUACUGACCAAUAACUCUUUCAUUAAAGUAAAACUAAAAUGUCAUAAUUCAAACUAAUUAAAAGCCUAGGAUAAAUUCUAUGAGUAGAUAUAAAGACAAAAUUCAUCUUAGAGUUUAAGUUCUUAGAAGCAGAAAUCACAUUUAUAUAAUUGGGUAGUCCUUUCUUUUCUAUAAAAUUUAGCUCCUUGGAAGUAAAUUAACAUAGCAUGAUUUGACAUUAAGAUAAACUUUGUAUUGAGAUGUUAUGGUUAAUUUAAGAAAAAACUGAUACAUGUUCUACUACAAAUAUAUACUUUAAAUGUAAGAGGUCAGUAAGAUGCCAGUUAUGGUUCUUUUUGGUUUGGUUUGUUUUUGUUUCAUUGAGACAGACAGAGUUUCUCUGUGUUACAGCUCUGGCUGUCCUGGAACUGACUUUGUAGGUCAGGCUGGCCUCAAACUCACAGAGAUCUGCUUGCUUCUGCCUCCCAAGUGCUGCAGUUAAAGAUGUGUGUGCACUAACACACCCAGCCCAGGUGUGGCUCCUGUCUGUAGUCAGCACUCAAGAGGCUGAGGCAGGAAGAUCCUUGUGAGUCUGAGGUAGUCUACACUACAAAGUAAGACAGUGCCUCAUAAGAAUCCAACACUUAGCUAAUUAAUUUAAAGAAACAAAUUAAGACAAAAAGUUAAAAUUUUAUAAAGAAAUAAAUGACUCACAAGUUAAACAACCUACCAAAACUCAUUUAAAAAUUUGAACUUACGCUUGUCUUUCAGUAAAUAUGACAUCCAUACUUUGUGUUUCUCGAUCAUUUUGAGCUUUAAGCUGUGCAAACAGUUAACAAAGAAGUUAGUCAUUAAAAAAAAGUAGUUAUCAAACCAAAGGUUACUCUGGUUAUGAGCUAAAUGAGAUUAUUGUAAUAAUGCAAAAAAGUAAAAAUUAGAAAAAAAUACAACUUUCACCUAACAAAGAAUAUUAUCAGAUAGAUUAGUCCUUUAUAUUGACAUUAUAUCACACACCAAAAUAACUCAUUUUUCUCUAGUGAUUUGUCCAAUAAUUAAAUUUAAAUUUAAUUUAUGUAAAAACCAUUUCAAAAACAUUCUAUAUGUUCAAUAAAUAUUUAAUUAGCCAUAUGCUGAAUUUAGAAUCAACAAAAUUGUGUUCUUAAAUCUUUCAUGAUUUCCUAAAUAUUCCUUGCUGACUUUAUGGGCACAGACCUGAAUCUAGACCUUCCCCCAAAUAAAUGACCAAAUACUUCUCAAAGUUUUUGGUAUUUAUUUCUAGCAAUAAAAUUCGUUUCUAGGUUUGUGAAACUAAAAAUAAUUUAGUAAAUUGUUUUAGAAUCCCAAGUUUAGAAUUCAUUUUUUAAAAUCCUGCCAGGUUGAUGUGGGGCACACCUUUAAUCCCAGCAUUUAAGAGGCAGAGGCAGGCAGAUCUCUGAGUCUGAGGCCAGUCUGGUCGACUAAGGAGGAGUUCUAAGACAGCCAGAGCUACACAGGAAAACCCUGUCUCAGAAAAAAAAAAUGCUAUUUUCACAAAAUUCUUUGAUGAUGUAAUAAAUUAUAAGCUAUAAAAUUUUGUUAUAUUUUAUCCGAAUGUUUAAAAUUAAAAUAAGUUAGAUAUUAACAUGAAUACUGAACACAAAUUCUCAUUUACCAAAGUUAGUAUUAGCUAUACCUGAUAUCAUAUCCAUUCCCUUUUCUCGUUGUUAUAAAAACUAUGAGGAGGUGCUGGAGAGAUGGCUCAGCAGUUAAGAUCACUUGCUGCUCUUCUAGAAGACUUGUGUUCACCUUCCAGCACCUCUCUGGAGGCUCACAACUGUCUCUUACUCUAGUCCUAGGCAAUUUGAUGCCUUCUUCUGGCCUCUGAGGGCACAAGGCAUAGACAUUUAUGCAGACAAAGCACCCAUACACUUUAAAUAAUUAACUAAAAAGACUAUACAAAGAUUUUUAAACAUAUUACUUCCAUUGAAUUUUAAUUCCAUUUGUAAAAAAAUUAAAACCUAAAGAAUCAAUUUUUAAAAAAAGAAGUUAUAAACAAAAAUAUUGUUAACUAAUAUAUAUCCUAGCAAUAUAGGCGGUUCUUUCCUAGUGUAAGAUCAGUGGAAACAGAGCUUUAUUGACAGAUAUUAAAACAUUUACUCCAACAGUAACAGGGAAAUAAAAGAGCAAUAAAGAUGCUGAACUAUAAUUGUGAUAAUUAUGAUAUUUAUAUCCAUUAGGUUUUAUCAAACCAUUUCUAGAUAAAUGCUUUUAUUUUAAAGGAUAUGAUUUACAUACAAUUAUUACUUAUAUUUAUAUAUUUUCUUACCAUGUUGUAAUCAUUCAUCACUUCUUCCAUUUCAGUAUUGGUAUUGAGUUUAUCUACCAACUAAAAGCAAAAAUGUAACAAAAAUCACCAUUUUGUUAGCUUUAAUGUUCUAGGUAAGUCUUAAUAUACAUAUUUAUUUUCAUAAACAGCUAGUGAUCUCAGCAUUAAUACUACCAAGUGUCUUACUUCAAGAAAAAAUAGUGAGCGACAGUGAAAAACAACAUUGAAAAACUAACCAUACUCUUCAUUCGGCCAAUAAAGUAAACUAAAUUUUUAGUGUGGAAAAGUGAGAAGUGAUGAAGGGGAAAUAAAAAAGACAAUAUAAUUUCUGUAUUUUUAUACUUCCAACUUCUUCACAAGAAACAUAAAUAUAGCUGUAUAUUAUUUGGUAUUUAAAAUAUAUUUUAAGUGGCAAGAGCAUAAAAACAAAACAUCAAAAGAAAUUCUCUUUAAAAAAAGAGGCAAUACCAUGUUGUAGUCUGCUAGUUGUCCUUGAAAGUCUUUAAUUUCAACAGCUAAUGUCUCUGCCCUAUAAACAAAAACAAAUUCAUUCAUAAAUACAUAAGCAGAUCGAAAUUAAGAACUUUAUGGAUGGUGUCAUAUUUAAUAAAUUAUGUUCACAAGACUGAAUGACUAUUGAAUUGAUACUCUGUGGUAUGGAUUCCUAAUAAAGAUCUUGCAUGUUUUCACUGCAAAA